This is a messenger RNA of Pseudo-nitzschia multistriata, 1575 nucleotides long. The record is from the annotation of a GenBank genome assembly. NCBI's taxonomy places the organism in Eukaryota, Bacillariophyta, Bacillariophyceae, Bacillariales, Bacillariaceae.
UCGAAACGCAGUUCGAAACCGAACCAUGGAGAUGACGCUGCCCUUCUUUCGAAAUGGAGGCGGCUCUACCAAGAGCAAGGGGAUCACAACCCGAAAUGCCAUUGCCAAGGCCAUUGACAUUGCAAACGAUAGCAUCAGGAACAUCAACGGCAAGACUACCGAGAACAAGCCCAAGAGCAAGAAUCCUGGUGACUGCGAUUUUGACGAAGACGGUGAUGACGAUGCCAACUCCACCUCCACACCUCUUCUUCUUCCUCCCCUUAAGCGAUCCCGAAGCGAUUCUCCUACAGGAGUAAUGGACGUUCACUUCUUCCAGGAAGAUAAGAAUAGCAACAAGCUCGACGACGACGACGACGACGACGACGAUGGCUUUGGGCUACUUCCCUUCUCGACCCUCACCUUUCCAGACGAUGAUAGCGAGGCUACUUCUUGCCACUCGGAUGCUUUCAACGCCGAGAACCAUUACACCGAUGCCGGUAUGGCCCAUCCCUUUCUCGAGGAGAUCAACAAGGCAGCAAGUUCGAGCAGCAGCAUCGAGCCCCUCCCCCUCUUGGCCUCRGUAUCCCGCGAGCUCUCCGAUCUUCUGCACCAAUACCUCCCCAAGACUAAGCUCGAGCUCUACGAGGGUCCCAUGGAAUUCGAGGACGAGAUCGAGGACGGCCUUGCUUCUGGAAUGCAAAUUCAGAACACGACAAUGGCCACGAAAGCGUUGCCAAACAUCGAUGCGAACAAGAACACCAACUCGUACUCCAAGCAGCAGCAGCAGCAGCAGCAGCUCCUCCAGUGCUUCAACAGCAACAGCAACAGCAUCCACAUGAACAUGAACAUGAAUGCCUGGAAAAGAAACCUCCUUCCUGAUUUUAAGCUAGCAACAGAUGCAAUGAUCAAAGAUACCUCUAUGACCUUUGGGGGAAGCAAUCUAACUCUCUUUCAGUUCCUUAUGGGGAACACCAAUUUCAACUUGAGAUACAAACCAUCGUCUUCCAAGGCAACAGCUGUCGCCGCAUCGUCCUCCAAGUUCCAAGGCGUACUCAACAAGCCGAGCAAAAAGGCAAAGAAACAAGCAGUCAAAUCAGCUGCUUCCAACUCAUCGAAAGAUAGGAACAACAAGAACAAGAGCAGCUAUGCUAUUGACAAGAUCACCAAGAGAGGCACCAACAAGAAGCACAACAACGGCAGCAACAUCUCCGUAUACGCCGCCCGUCCCUCCAAGAAGCAGCGCCUCCAGUCGGCCGCCACCACCCUCCUGCUCGAUAAAGUCCAGCUCCGUGACGACGUCCAGAAACUCACCGUCGAAAACGACGUCGACGAACAGACCCGGAUUAUCGAGCACACCUGGGAUCACAACUACAACAGGCUCGUCAAGUUCUACGAGGCCAACGGCCAUUCGAACGUACUCCGAAGCGACCCCGACAAGCAGCUCAGUGGGUGGGUCAAGCGCCAGCGAAACAACCUCAAGGACCAAAAGCUKAGUGCCUCGCAGAUCCAGAAACUCGACGACCUCAAGUUCGUCUGGAACCGCCUCGAGGGAGCCUGGUACGACAAGUAUGACAUGUUGGUGGCAUUUGAGUCCAG